This is a messenger RNA of Diversispora eburnea, 4383 nucleotides long. NCBI's taxonomy places the organism in Eukaryota, Fungi, Glomeromycota, Glomeromycetes, Diversisporales, Diversisporaceae. The record is from the annotation of a GenBank genome assembly.
AUGUUUUAUGAUUUAAAUAUUCCCUUUCCUACUCAACCUAAUCAAGUGGUCCAACGAAAUGAACUACGUAAAAGGAUUGAGAUACUGAUUAAACUUGGGUAUCAAGUUAUUGCGUUCAAUCACAUUACAAAUCCAAUAACAACAUUAGAUUAUGAGAUUUUUGAUCCUAAUCAAAAUUCAAGAAUCGAACAAUUAACUCGAAUCACUAUUAUUCUCGAAGAUUCAAAUCAAAACAUUGGUUUGUUAUUUCAAAACGCCUGUGGAACAUUUGAAGUAGAUAUUAUCUCUUUAGAAAUGGGAUCACGUUUGCCAUUUUAUAUCAAACAUAGUACUGUUGGAUUGGCAAUAGAGCGUGGUGUAUUUUUUGAAAUUUGUUAUGCACCGGCUAUUAGAGAUGCAUCAUCACGUAGACAAUUAAUAUCUAAUGCACAAAAUUUGGUUAGAGUAACGCGUGGUAAAAAUAUUAUAAUUACUAGUGAAGCUCAAAGAGCAAUGGAAUUACGUGCUACAAUUAUGGGUAUGAAUCAAGCUACGGCUAAAGAAUGCAUUUCAACAAAUUGUCGAUCCGUUGUGAUGCAUGCUGCAGCGGCUUCUUUUGAACCAAUUGCUUCAUUGAAACUAAAUGAUUUAUGGAAAAUAGGAAAAGAAAGUGAACUUCUAAACCAUACCGGAAUAAAUGAUAAAACUUUAGCCGAGUUUAUCAUCAAUCUACAUGAGCAAAAUCCAACAUUACCGGCAUUCAAAAAGGCUCUUGAAGAUGCUGAGGCUGCUUUCCCUGAGUCAUUUGUUGUUAACCUGGAUCGUUUGAUCCAAAAAAUGAAUCCGAAAUACAAGCAAAAAGAAAUUGUUAUUGAGAGCAUAGAAAUGAGUAAAGAUACGAGUAGAGAUAGGAGUAUAGACAUGAGUAGAGAAAUAAGGAGUAGGAGUAGAGAAAGAAGUAGAGAAAUAAGGAGUAGGAGUAGAAAUAGGAGUAGAGAAAGAAGGAUGAGAGACAGAAGUAGAGAAAUAAUGAAUUUUAGUAGAGAUAGGAGUAGAGAAAGAAGGAGUAGAGAGAGGAGUAGGAGUCGAGAUAGGAGUAGAGAAAUAAGGAGUAGGAGUAGAGGAAGAAGGAGUAGAGAAAUAAGAGACAGAAGUAGAGAAAUGAGAGACAGGAGCAGAGACAGAAGUAGAGAAAUAAGAGACAGGAGUAGAGAAAUAAGAGACAGGAGUAGAGAAAUAAGAGGCAGGAGUAGAGACAGGAGUAGAGAAAUAAGGAAUAGAGAAAGAAGGGGUAGAGACAAAAGUAGAGAUAGGAGCAGAGAUCGAUUUAGAGACCGUAACCGUAGCCGAGAUAGGGGUCGGAAAUCUGAAAGAGAACAACAUGACGAAAAGCCUAUAUUAUAUAAAAUAUACAACGGGCGCGUAACGAAUAUAAAAGAGUUUGGUGCCUUUGUAAGUCUAGAAGGCGUUAAAGGACGAGUGGAAGGUAUGGUGCACGUUAGUAUGUUGGUAACAGGGGGUAGAGUUUCGCAUCCUUCUGAAGUUGUGGCUCGAAAUUCCAAAGUCAAAGUCAAGGUUAUGUCCAUCGCAGCAUCUCGGAUUAGUUUGUCUAUGAAAGAUGUAGAUCAAAAAACCGGACAAGAUUUGUCUCCACAUUUACGUAUUAAAACCGAAGAGGAACUUGCAGCCGAUGCUCUUCGCAAUUCUGAGCGAUCGUUCUUCGGAAAAGUUCCAGUUAUAGAAGACAAUGAAGGACAAAACAAUCUUAAACGACUUUCUUCACCAGAACGCUGGGAGCUCAAACAAUUAAUAGCGUCGGGUGUAUUAAGCGCAUCCGAAUUACCUAAUUAUGAUGAGGAAAUUGGUACUACUGAAAAUAUGGAAACAGAAGAGGAAUUAGACAUUGAAAUUAGAGAAGAAGAGCCGAUGUUUUUAAGAGGGCAAAAAAAACAUACUAUGCAAUUGAGUCCAAUUAAAGUUGUUAAAGCACCAGAUGGAACUUUGAAUCGAGCUGCUCUUGCUGGUGCAUCGUUAGCGAAGGAACGUAGAGAAUUAAGAGCACAACAAACAAAUGCAGAAUUAGACUCAGUACCCAAAGACAUCAACAUUCCAUGGUUAGACCCUAUGCCUGAGCCAGGUGAACGUCAUUUUGCACAAGAUUUAAGGGGCAUUGCAGCAGGUCGAAAAGCUGGGGAAGUACCCGAAUGGAAAAGAGAAACUUUCAAUAAAACAACUAGCUUCGGAAGAGUCACUUCAUUAUCCAUUCAAGAGCAACGUAAAAAUCUACCUAUAUAUCAAAUGAGACCAAUGUUGAUUCAGGCGAUAACUGAAAAUCAACAAUUAAUCAUUGUUGGUGAUACGGGGUCAGGAAAAACUACACAAAUGACACAAUACCUUGUUGAGGAAGGCUUUGCAGAACGUGGAAAGAUUGGGUGCACCCAACCUCGUCGUGUGGCAGCAAUGUCGGUUGCGAAACGUGUAGCUGAAGAGGUUGGUUGUCGAUUGGGUGAAGAAGUUGGGUACACAAUUCGAUUCGAAGACUGCACUAGCCCUAGCACGAAAAUAAAAUACAUGACGGAUGGUAUGUUACUCAGAGAAUGUUUGUUAGAUCCCGACCUAAAACAAUAUUCGGUAAUUAUUUUGGAUGAAGCUCACGAGAGAACGAUACACACUGAUGUAUUAUUUGGGUUACUCAAAAAAACUCUCAAGAAUCGACAAGAACUUAAAGUAAUUGUUACCUCAGCCACCUUAAAUGCCGAAAAGUUUUCGGAAUACUUUUACAAUUGCCCAAUUUUUAGUAUUCCUGGACGUAAAUUUCCGGUUGAGGUUCUUUAUACCAAAGAACCCGAAAGCGAUUAUUUAGACGCGGCUCUUAUUACUGUCAUGCAAAUUCAUCUUUCUGAACCUCCAGGUGAUAUCCUCCUUUUCUUAACUGGUCAAGAAGAAAUUGAUACUGCAUGUGAGAUUUUAUAUGAACGUAUGAAAGCACUUGGUCCCCAGGUUCCUGAUUUGGUCAUUUUACCAGUCUACUCGGCUUUACCUAGCGAAAUGCAAUCAAGAAUAUUUGAACCGGCACCCCCAGGCAGUCGUAAAGUUGUUAUUGCGACCAAUAUCGCUGAAACGUCAAUUACUAUAGAUGGAAUUUAUUAUGUUGUAGACCCAGGUUUUGUAAAACAAAAUGCAUAUGAUCCGAAAGUAGGAAUGGAUUCAUUAAUUGUUACACCUAUUUCACAGGCACAAGCACGACAGCGCUCUGGUCGUGCCGGUCGUACAGGACCUGGAAAAUGUUAUCGCCUUUAUACGGAAGCAGCAUAUCGUAAUGAAAUGCUUCCAAAUCCUGUUCCCGAAAUUCAGCGUACUAAUCUUGCAAAUGCCGUGUUGACACUCAAAGCUAUGGGUAUCGAUGAUCUUCUACAUUUCGAUUUUAUGGACCCUCCACCUGUUCAAACACUUAUCACAGCUUUGGAACAGCUUUAUGCUCUCUCCGCUUUAGAUGAUGAAGGUCUUUUGACUAGAUUAGGUCGUAAAAUGGCCGAAUUUCCUUUGGAACCACCACUUUCAAAAAUGUUAAUUCUAUCAGUUGAUCUUAGGUGCUCUGAGGAAAUUCUGACGAUAGUGGCAAUGUUAUCUGUUCAAAAUGUCUUUUACAGACCAAAAGAAAAACAAGCUAUCGCUGAUCAAAAGAAAGCAAAAUUUCAUCAACCAGAGGGAGAUCACCUAACUCUCUUAACCGUUCAUAAUGCUUGGAAAGCCAGCAAAUUUUCAAAUGCUUGGUGUUUUGAAAAUUUCAUCCAAGGUCGAAGCAUGAAAAGAUGUCAAGAUAUUCGCAAACAACUUUUAGGUAUUAUGGAUCGAUAUAAGCAAGAUAUUAUUUCUUGUGGAAAAAAUUAUAACAAUGUACGUAGAGCGAUUUGUGGUGGAUUUUUCCGUCAUGCAGCGAAAAAAGAUCCACAAGAAGGUUAUAAAACGUUGGUCGAAGGUACACCUGUCUAUAUUCAUCCCUCAAGUGCAUUAUUUAAUAAAGGACCUGAAUGGGUGAUAUAUCAUGAACUUGUAUUGACAACUAAGGAGUAUAUGAGGGAGGUUACAGCCAUUGAACCAAAAUGGCUUACUGAAGCAGCUCCAACCUUCUUCAAGGUUGCUGAUGCGAAUACAAUUAGUAAACGAAAACGUGGAGAAAAGAUUCAACCACUGUACAAUAAAUACGAAAAACCAAACGAGUGGAGAUUAAGUCGCGUCAAAAGACAUCAAAAAGUGUCUCAGACUUUUGAAAAAGGGAAGGAAAAAGAAAGAAAAAAAAUACACGUUCUGAAUUUGGAUCCACAUAAGAAGGAUGGAUUGACAUGGGGUGUCAAAAUGAGUGUAACAAUUAAAAGUCAACUAGAAUAUACCACAACUAAAUAG